Molecule: messenger RNA, 132 nt
Organism: Trichomycterus rosablanca
Lineage: Eukaryota; Metazoa; Chordata; Actinopteri; Siluriformes; Trichomycteridae
Product: brain and acute leukemia cytoplasmic protein
Exons: 2
Coding region: 1-132 (43 amino acids)
Cellular component (GO): cytoplasm
Source: RefSeq, a predicted model, not a curated record
AUGGGUUGCGGUGGAAGCAGGAGUGAUGCCAUUGAGCCGAGACGCCACGAGAGCUGGACCAGAGAGACGGAGUCGACGUGGCUCACCAGUACUGAUGCAGAAUUACCAACCAGCGCAAACGAGGAGACAUAA